This is a messenger RNA of Paramecium octaurelia, 849 nucleotides long. Lineage: Eukaryota; Ciliophora; Oligohymenophorea; Peniculida; Parameciidae. The record is from the annotation of a GenBank genome assembly.
AUGAAGACUUAAGUAAGCCAAUAAAACACUCCUAAGUAAAUUCAAUUUGAUAAUGAAGAGCUGCAUCGAAAUAUUCAUACAAAGAAUCCUACUAAUAACGAACACCUCUUCGAUAGGAUAAUUUUUUGAAUCUUUACGAAAAAUAUUUGAAUUGUCAGGGAAGGAAAAGAUCUCAUUAAAUGGAUGAAGCUCGAAGCCCUUUACAAUAGUCUACUUCCCUACAUUAUUUAAAUAAAAAAAACGAUGUUGGUGUUCAUAGGUUUUCUCUCGAUAAUUUCAACUUGGAUAAGAGGUAGUGUAAUGUAUUAUUAUUAAUACGUAGUUCUAAAGGAUUAAAAUCAUAUCUCACAACCAUCAAUAGUUCAAAUAGCAUUCUAAAUUAAAAGGCCAACAAUUCCUACUUUCCAAACAGAAAUGACUCAAGUUAGGUUCGAUCUUAGACAGCUGAUGGCCAAAGUGUGUUGACAGAUGAAGUUGAUAAAAAACCAAUCAAGGACAAAUUCAUUAGUAUAAAUCUUAAUAAUCCUCAUAGUUGAUGUUGUGUGCAAAACUAAAAGGUUGGCUGAGAAGCUUCAAUAGAUGAACAAACAAAAUUAAAAGAUGAAGGAAUCAUAAAAUCUAGCAUUUCUAUUAAAAGGCCAUUAGCAGAAGAAAUAAUCAUUUACAUCAUCUGAUUUAAAGAAGGUUUUAGCGAAAACUAAAAUAAUUCUUGAAAAUUACAAAAGAGAGAAUAAACUAUUAAUCGAACAUAAUUUAUUUUUGAAUGAUGAAUUAUUAGAGUCACAAGAUUAACUCAGAUAAAAAAACGAAGAAAUCUAAAGAUUAAGACAAAUGCUAUAUUAACAAUGA